UGUCAACAUACAGCAACCAGCCACUCUGCCCGUCUGUUGCGGCAACAUUUUUCUAUUAAACUUAGUCCAUUUAUCCCUUCAACGACGUUUUCCUUCAGAUAACAGCUACUCUCGUCUCACAAUGACUCGAAGGUGAUCGUCAGAGUGUCCAGGUGGUUCUGGGGUUCCAGGUUGGUGUGGUGAGAGAGCAAGCUAAUUGCGGGGAGGAGGACCGCCUGGGGCAACUUGUCCCUGGCUCUCAAGUGUCUAAGGGAGGGGAUUGGCAAACUGUUCUGCAGCAUGGAGAAGGAAGACCUGAAAGUCCUCAACAAAGGGGAAGAGGAGGAGAUGGAGCUGCAGGGCUACCGUCUGUGUCGUUGGCGUCUGGCCCUAGUGGGCCUCGGGGUGCUGUGUACAGGGGGCUUCCUCCUCCUGCUGCUCUACUGGAUGCCAGAGUGGUGCGUCAAAUCCACCUGCACUCGUACCACAGCCCGUGAUGCCGAAGUGGUAUUGCUGCGCUCCACGGAUGAGUUCCGGCGCUGGUUCCUGGCCAGGGUGCGAGUGAUGCUGGCCCCGGGGAGCAACCCCUUCCACAGCCUGGACACCCAGACCACCUCCCCCCCCUCCUCCUCCUCCCCACCUCCCUCCUGCCCUUUCUCCUCCCCUGCCUCCCCCCCUCUGGCCAACGGACAUACCCCCCACCCCUCCGAUGGCAGCCCCGCUCAGGAGCUCAUCAGAAGAUUUGCCGACUACCAGCCCACACAGAUUCGUUAUUUUACCUUCCAUAGCACAAAGUAUUAUUGGAACGACGAGUUGCAGAACUUUGAAGUUUUAACCGGCGUGGAGGAUCUGCGGGUCAGCUGCUCCGCCCUCCACACGGAGCACAGUGCAGGCCUGACCAGGAACCAGCAGGAGUACAGGAGACUGUUCUUCGGAGUGAAUGAAAUUGCAGUGAAAGUGCCUUCUGUUUUCAAGCUGCUUAUCAAAGAGGUCCUCAACCCUUUCUACAUCUUCCAGCUCUUCAGUGUGAUCCUGUGGAGUGCCGAUGAGUAUUACUACUAUGCUGUGGCCAUUGUUUUCAUGUCGGUCAUAUCCAUAGCUACCUCUCUGUACACCAUCAAAAAGCAAUACGUCAUGCUUCACGAUAUGGUGGCAGCUCACAGUAUUGUCCGUGUGUCUGUAUGCCGAGCCAACAAUGAAAUCGAAGAGAUUUUGUCUACUGAUCUGGUGCCCGGUGAUGUGAUGGUCAUCCCCAGCAAUGGGACCAUCAUGCCAUGUGACGCCGUGCUGGUCAGCGGCACCUGCAUCGUCAAUGAAAGCAUGCUCACAGGUGAGAGCGUUCCCGUUACAAAGACCAACCUCCCAAACCCAGUGCCAGGGGAGCGAGAGGAGGAGACUGACAGUGCCUACAACACAGAGGAGCAUAAAAGACACACACUCUUCUGUGGCACCCACGUCAUCCAAACCCGCUUCUACUCCGGCGAGCUGGUCAAGGCUGUGGUGGUACGCACAGGUUUCAGCACAGCCAAAGGCCAGCUGGUGCGCUCCAUCCUUUACCCAAAACCCACCGACUUCAAGCUGUACCGCGAUGCCUACCUCUUCCUGUUGUGUCUGGUGGCUGUGGCUGGAAUUGGCUUUGUCUACUCCAUUGUCCUCAGCAUCAUCAACAAGGUGCCAGCUAAGACCAUCAUUAUUGAGUCCCUGGACAUCAUCACCAUCACUGUGCCACCAGCGUUGCCAGCCGCCAUGACAGCCGGCAUUGUGUACGCCCAGCGACGCCUCAAACACAUUGGCAUUUUCUGCAUAAGCCCACAGAGGAUCAAUAUCUGUGGACAAAUAAAUCUGGUCUGCUUUGACAAGACUGGCACUCUGACAGAAGAUGGAUUAGACCUAUGGGGAGUGCAGAGGGUUGAGAAUGGCAGUUUCCACCUGUCAGAGGAAAAUGCCUACAAGGAAAAUCUUGUCAAGUCCCAGUUUGUGGCUUGUAUGGCCACCUGCCACUCUCUGACCAAAAUAGAGGGCCAGCUGUCCGGAGACCCACUGGACCUCAAAAUGUUUGAGGCUACAGGCUGGAUCCUGGAGGAGGCCACUGAGGAAGAAACAUCUCUUCACAACCGUAUCAUGCCCACUGUGGUUCGACCCCCAAAACAGCUGUUGCCCCCAGAGCCUGCAGCUUCACCAGAGCAGGACAUGGAACUUUAUGAGCUCUCGUCAGCGUAUGAGAUAGGUAUCGUGCGCCAGUUUCCUUUUUCCUCAGCGCUCCAGAGGAUGAGUGUGGUGGCUCGUCGGCUGGGGGAGAAACGUAUGGAUGCUUACAUGAAGGGGGCGCCAGAGGUGGUGGCCAGUCUCUGCAAGAAAGAGACAGUGCCGGAAAGCUUCGCUGAGGUUUUAGAGGGCUACACCAAACAGGGUUUCAGGGUCAUAGCUCUAGCUCAUCGUCGACUUGAAUCCAAACUCACCUGGCACAAAGUCCAGAACGUUAACAGGGAACACAUAGAGGCAAACAUGGAGUUCCUGGGUCUAAUCAUCAUGCAGAACAAGCUGAAGGCAGAAACCCCAGCUGUGUUGCAGGACCUCCACAGAGCACACAUCCGUACUGUUAUGGUUACUGGUGACAACAUGCUGACAGCCAUCUCUGUGGCCCGGGACUGUGGAAUGAUCCCGCCCCAAGACACAGUCAUCAUUGCUGAUGCCCUCCCUCCCCAUAAUGGACAAGCCGCCAAAAUCACCUGGAGAUACGCUGACAAGCCGAGCAAGACAUCUCGCCUGGAGGAAGUGAGCAUCAGUCUGGAGGAUGUGUGUCAUGUAGAUGAGCACAAAACACAAGAACUGUACCACUUUGCUAUGAAUGGAAAAUCGUUUGCUGUCAUCGAGGAGCAUUUCCCUGACAUGCUUCAAAAGUUGGUGCUGCAUGGGACAGUGUUUGCCAGAAUGGCCCCAGACCAGAAAACUCAGCUCAUUGAGGCAUUGCAGGGCGUAGACUACUUUGUGGGGAUGUGCGGAGACGGAGCAAACGACUGUGGGGCUCUCAAGAGGGCUCAUGGAGGCAUCUCUUUGUCGGAGCUCGAGGCCUCGGUAGCCUCUCCCUUCACCUCCAGGACCCCCAACAUCUCCUGUGUCCCCAGUCUCAUCAGGGAGGGGCGUGCUGCUCUCAUUACUUCCUUCUGUGUGUUCAAGUUCAUGGCCCUCUACAGCAUCAUCCAGUACAUCAGUGUCACUCUCCUCUACUCUAUCCUCAGUAACCUCGGAGACUUCCAGUUCCUCUUCAUUGACAUUGCCAUCAUCCUCCUUAUUGUCUUUACCAUGAGUCUGAACCCUGCGUGGAAAGAACUGGUGUCACGUCGUCCCCCAUCAGGUCUGAUCUCAGGGCCCCUGCUGUUCUCUGUGCUGACCCAGAUCCUCAUCUGCUUGGGCUUCCAGACCGUUACAUUCCUGUGGGUCCGACAGCAGCCCUGGUACACAGUUUGGACACCACUUACAGAUGUCUGCAACCGGUCAUCACACAUUAACGUGUCUGACCACAAUGACACAGAGGUGGACGAUCAUAACAUCCAAAACUUCGAGAAUACCAGCGUCUUCUAUGUCUCCUGCUUCCAGUAUCUCAUUGUUGCCAUAGUUUUCUCAAAGGGCAAACCUUUCAGGCAGCCUAGCCACAAGAAUUGGCCGUUUGUGCUGUCUGCCUUCAGUUUGUAUGUUUUCCUGCUGUUCAUCAUGUUCCACCCUGUCGAAAGCAUUGACAAGUUUCUGGAGAUUGUUUGUAUCCCAUUUGAGUGGAGGUUAAAACUCUUCCUCAUCAUCGUCAUUAAUGCGGCUGUGUCUGUUUUGGUGGAGACCUUCAUCCUUGACAUCGUCUUAUGGAAGCUUGUGUUCAGCCGAGACAAACAGGGCAACUUUGGCGUCACUCCUGCCGCCCCGACACCACAGGAGGGCAUUGACCGGCGGGUGUUCAAGUGUCUGUCCUGGCCGUGCUGCCCACGCAAGAUGACACCCAAGGCUCGAUACAUGCAUCUGGCCCAGGAGCUCAGCGUGGACCCUGACUGGCCUCCAAAGCCAGCCACCACCACUGAAGCCAAGCCCCGCCCAGAAAACGGUUCCACCUAUCAAUUCAUGAUCAACUCCUAGCACCCCACAGCUAAUGUACCCCUUUCAUACAGCAGACAUGCAUUUGACACGUGUUCAGUGAACACACAUUCAACCUAUUCAGGCAGAAGUGUCACAGGAUAACUGCUGUCACCAUUCAGAGACUUGCAUCUAACAUAAGUACCAAAUAAAGUUUCAGUUUUUCAGUACCAUCUCUCUGGCUCACCCGCUCGCGCGCUCUCAGGUAUCUCUUGCUUGUCUCUAAAUGUCAUUUAAACAUCAGUAACAUUAAAUGUAAUUCCCGUUCUGCUGAGCAGCAUUCAAACCCAGGCGUGGAGGAGGAUGGAUUAACUAGGUCGAAUUUGCAAGUUGACCUCUUCAAAUUGACUUCAGUUUGCCUGUAUGAAAGGGGUAGAAAAAGAGCCCAAGUCCCACUCCACUUCAGUGCUAGCUUCUGACAUACAUGUGCUGUCAGUAAUGUUUUUGAAAAUAAUUGCUUUUAUACCAUUGUUAAGAUAAAGGUCUUCAGAUUUCAUGAGCUACUACAGUACAGUAGUAAAGAGUAAAAUGGCCUACUUUCAUGUCUGAGCCUUUCAGAACUAUCACUGGAAAAGUACAGGAUAGCAUGAUGCAGAUGCUAGCCUAGAAGAAGGGUUGUGCUUUGGCCCUAGAAUAUUGCAACCCACUCUGACUGAAAGGACAGGUGAGAGCAUUGCUUGAUAAAGAGAGUCUGAAAGAGUUUGAAGAACAGGGUGGGAGAAAGAGCUUUCACUUUAAGAUGGAGAUAUGUAGGUUUAAAUGUGCGUGGCGUAAAGGACAGAUAGCAGUCGGUGGUUGUACUGAGCAACUGUGUAUGGUCUGAUCAUAGUUUUUAAAAUCAGCUGCAAAUCCACUCCAUGUUUGUAGUGUUGGGCAGCCACCACCUCACUUUUAGGACGUUCACACAGUGAGUCACUUGUUUCACAAGUCUAAUCUGUUGUGAGCGGUGCAGGCUCUGAUUGCUACUAUGUAGUGGUGUUAAACAGAUAAUGCACACAUAUAUAUAGAGAGAGAGAGAAAGAAAGAGAGAGAGAGAGGGUCAUUUUAAUGAGCUCGCAUCACUACAUGGCAAGCAUAGAAUCAUAACCAAAAGGAAAUGGUUUAAAGCUUACCACAGACCCCCAGGGAUGAAAGAAAUUGCUCUUUUGAGACCAGUAUUCAAAUCAAGCACACUGAGUUUUAAAGAUUGGGAAUCUUGAAAUGGCUGCAAUCAGCUUGCUCAAUUGCACACCCCAGGCAGAAAACACAGUACAUUAGAGAUCACAGAUUGAUGAUUGAAACCACAAAACUGUAUAUGUGGUUGCGUCUUUCUCAUAAUUUGGCCACAACAUUCAUGCACAUUCAAAACAUUAUGACAUGUAUAAAAGUAAAAGACCUUUAAGAGAACAGUGAAGCAGACAUGUGCUUGUCCUCUCACAACCACAGGCUGGGACCUGUGGCAGGAUCUCUGUUGUGUUUGUCAGAGUUUAAGUGUAGGGUUUUUUAAACAAAGAUGUUGUUGCGUAAAAGAAGACUAGCAAAAACAAAAAGUCUAAUUUCAUCUCAACUUUUUAGGCGUGCUAAUGCAGUGCAUUUGUUAGUAUUUUGGUCCUGAUGAAAAUAUGUUAACAUGACACCAACAACUCUUCAGUUCUUAACAGGAUACCUCUAAAACUAAUCUCUGAAAUCUCAUCAACUCCUGCCGUACUUGCAUAUUAAUGCUAGCACACUAAAUGUUAACAUGUCACACUCGCAUGAUAAGUGUUAACAUACCAUGCUAACAAGUAUGACAGGGAACAACAUGGCCUUUCCUCUGGCACUCCCCUCAGGCCAAACUUUUUGCCCCACUAGUGGUAAAGUUGCACCAACAGCAAUCUUGUCUCUGCUCUUCAUCAGUCAAAAAAUUUUGCUUGCUUAUGUGCAAUGAGCAUUACCCUCUCAUUGGCUGCCAGUGUGGCUCUAAACCUUUGGUCUUAUGUUUUUGCAUCUAUGAGCCAUGUCCUGUCAGCAUCUAAUGGCAUCAGACAGGAGACUGAAAGCAUAGCAAGACUUGCAUGAAGCCAGCUCCCUAUCGUCAUGUUCUGAUGGUUGCAAUACUAGAAAUAUUACUAUGAAUACAGCAUAAAUGUAGAAUUAAGAAACAUUUCCAUUCACAUCUCUGUGUUUUGAAAAAAAAAAAAACAACAAAAAAACAAUCUGCACAAGAAACAGCAUGAAUCUGGCUGGUUAUCGCGGACACUUAAUCACAUGCAUGAGACCAUAUAAAUCAAAGGGUUUUACAUUUACAAACUCAUGUCAGGGGUUGGCUCCAGAAAGCCAGUAGUACAACUUGUCUUUUUUUUUUUUUUUUUAAUAAACAAAAUUUCUUCCUAUGGAAGACUGAUGUAAUCGUAAAUCAAGGCAAGGCAUUGUGCAUCCCAUCAGCUCACUGUUCUUGGCACAUUCAGAACACCCAUGCAACAACAACACACUACAGAAGAUGGAUGCUGGUUACCAUAUACACUUGUAUUCAUGUCUUACACAUAGGCUACCUGCAUAGAGAGUUAAGGGCUAUAUUUAAUGUUCAAUGCUCUUUCUUUGACGUUUAGAGUGAUACUCCCCAGAGUCUGGUCUCACAGUGUCAGAUACUCACUCGCUCCCUGUGAACUUUGAAGGUGGCUAUAAACCUUUGUAGCUUCUUUCUUGAUAAAAACUUGACUGUUAAAUUCAGUCUGCCGAGAUCGAUUCAAAUAAUGGCAUACUAACAGAUGGAUGGCGGAGAAGCUAUUACACUGCACUAGUGUAAGCUGCCAUGAAAAUUGGUACCACUGGAAAAUAUUAUAACAGAUUUAUUUCAGCCUGGCCACAGUCGCUGUCAAGAGAAAACAGAAAUCUUAUUUACAGCCACCUUUAAAGCAACCUUAGCGUUUGAUGACCAAAAGGCAGAAUUAGUGUGGAGUGUCACUUUAAAGCAAAGACACCAACACACUGUCAGUAUAAGUGUACUCUGCAUAGCAGCCUUUAAUGAAUAGCGUGGUUCAAUAUUAAUGAUUUCAAGCAGUGUGUGUCUCAAAGUAUUUUCAGACUGCUGAUCAGCCGUUAGGAGACACCAUGUCAAAAGAAUGUCAAACUAAAUGUAAUGUUACGCAUCCAAAUGAAGCAAGUUAUAUCUGAGACAUCUGGUAACAGCACUGUGUUAUCUGACACGUUAUUGUGUAGAACACAUGACACCACUUGUAGCUUGUCCAUUGAUUAUUAAUAAUUUUGUUCACGUAGAAACAAAAUCACAACACAUUUUGUUAAUAUCUGAAGAGUCUGAAGAUGCUCAGUUCCUAAAAGCCAUUGUCUAUUGAGAUACUUGUAAUAAUAUUACAGAUGCAUAUGAAACUUGGGAUCCAUACUGUUUUUAUGACAAGCGCAAAUGUGGUAUGUGACCAUAGUAAUGGAUACAUUAUUUAAUUGAUGAGGAAAGUUCAUAGUAUUUUAUUGUAGUACUUUGUGGGUACAUUUUCAGUGUGAGAAGGAUAUAUAUAUAUAUAGUACAUGAAACUGGUUUGAAAUUUAUAACAUGGCUAAAAUUGACAUUCUUGUGCCAAUUUUCAGGAAGAUUCUCAUGUUGUAAAAAAGACCAACAAAAAAAGUCAAAAUUACUGAUUUUUGAUUUCAUUGAUUGAUGUGCCCAAACAUGGGCCACACGAGUUUCUAUGCCUCUGAAAAUUCAGUGUUUUUUUUUUUCUUUUUUAUAUUUGCUGUCAGGGUUUAAUUUCUCUGUCCUAGAUACCUACUGAGGCUAAGAUUGAAUGUUGUGUAAAGAACAAAAUUGAAUGCAAUACUAUGGCUAUUGAUUCUAUUUCCAAAGACUUUUCAUCAUGUUUGAAUUGGUUAUUUGAAAAAAAAGAAGAAAAGUUUGAUUGUAACCUGUGUUCAGUUCUGGCAAAUCUGAUUUGACUCAGCAGAAGUGGAUGAUAAUAUUAGAAGAUGGAUUCUGUCUGUAUAUAUGAGAUGUACAUUUCUAGUGUGUGCAUAAAAGUCAAAAGAUUUAGUUAUAAAAAUGUAUGGUUUUUGGAUUAUCAAAGGGCUGGUGUGUCUUUUUCUACUAUUUUGGUACUGUGUUACAAUCAGUUGUCUACUUUUGAUUUGUACUGUCUUGGAUUUAUUUUGUACUUUUUGUUAUGGAGUUGCAUUAGAUUGGAUCUUCCUUAUUAGGGCAUGAAUCGUGGGCAUUUAUUUCACAAUUUGAAUCCGUCAUUGUGAAGUAUGAUCGGGCACUUGGAUCAAUAUUUGUUCUGUCUUGGGUAAACAUAAUGCAGCACAUGUCUACUGUAAAGUUUCAAGAAAGUUGAAUUUAAACUAUUCGGAGGGGAAAGAUUUGUCUCUGCAGGUUUUACUUCUCAGCUUUUCUUUUGCUUCUCGUUUGUCUCAAUGCUUUGUAUGAAACCAAGGAUCUGACACAAGAAGGGAAUUUGACUGAUUUAGUGUAUUUGGCGCCUCCUGUUAGCGAAUUCAGAAUUUGAGCAACAUCUGACAAUCUUUUUACUUUUCUGUCUGAUCAUUAAAUGUGCAUAUUUUACUUAUGUCUAGAACUUUUUAAAAAGAUUUUGCAUCCAUGUAAAAUUAAAAUGUAAUUGGCAAAAGAAUGUGUAUUGCUGCUCGAUAUCAGCGGUCUGUUGUAGAGGUGAUUAUAUUGCUGCUAGGGGCAAAACGAUUCAGUCUCACCUGUGUCGUAGCUGUGUACCUUGAUACAGAAAAUUCAUCCAUUUCAUGACGUGCAGAGUGUAAAUACUACAAUUGCUUUUCUUCUGCGCUACAGUUUUGCCUUUUAUUCUGACACUGCUAUGUCAAAGCAAUGGAUUUUAUGCUGAAACCUCUAUGCUCUUAUACAGGUACAACAUAUGCCGACUGACAGUUAGCACUGGCCUCUUGUUCACAUCAUGUAUUUUAAGCAAACCAUCGAAUGGCAUUUAGAUUGAGUCAGCCACUGAGUACAUGAACCCUCAUGUGGAUGUUGUUUCCUCAGGGAAAUGUGUCUAUUUGUAAUCAAUAGAGAAAAUAAUAAAAGUUGAUACCCAAACUGAAUGAAAAUAUACUGUUGGUAAAACAUUUUAUUACAGUCCAUCUGUAUGUCAGCUCCUUCAGGUGUGCUUUUUAUUUGCAGGUCCCACACCUCAGCAAGAGGCUCAUCUGGGGUAUAUGCAUUGUUUUUAUUGGCAGAGAUGUACAUUUUUUGGAAAUUUUUGUACUUUAUAAUUUAUUUUUUAUUUAUUUUCAUUUCUUUUUCCCUGAGGAUUGUAUUUCAGAUUUAUCUUGAUUUCUUUCUUUUCAAUAAAUGUUCUCAAAACACUCA
Chelmon rostratus (copperband butterflyfish) is the source of this 9400-nucleotide messenger RNA. RefSeq names its product ATPase 13A3 (gene atp13a3). Lineage: Eukaryota; Metazoa; Chordata; Actinopteri; Chaetodontiformes; Chaetodontidae. The record is from RefSeq and is a predicted model, not a curated record. Gene Ontology annotation, cellular component: late endosome membrane. Gene Ontology annotation, molecular function: P-type ion transporter activity; ATPase-coupled monoatomic cation transmembrane transporter activity; ATP binding. Gene Ontology annotation, biological process: polyamine transmembrane transport; intracellular calcium ion homeostasis. The transcript is spliced from 34 exons. The coding region runs from base 280 to 4101 and encodes 1273 amino acids.